AUGAUGCGGUCUGGUCUUAUUUCUAUGAUCUAUGACCAGACCAUCGGCAUGACUGCGGCUGAUUUGACUGAUUCCGCAGCUAUCACGUUGAUGGGCACUGAUGUCGAACGGAUAGUGGCUAAUUUGAAGAACCUACAUGAGGCAUGGGCAUCUAUCAUAGAAUUGGGGAUUGCGAUAUGGUUGUUGGAGCGCGAGAUCGGGGUCGCCUGCUUUAUACCCCUCGUCAUCUCACUGGGCACCGUGUUUGCAAUGGUUCCAGUGUCAAGCCGAUCUGGACAGGCGCAAAAACAAUGGAUUGAACGAGUGCAAACGCGACUAGCAGUGACAGCAAACACGCUAGGCAACAUGAAGGCUGUGCAAAUGCUUGGGCUAGGCGAUGUUAUUUUACCGCUGGUGUCGUAUCUGCGUGAAAUUGAAGUGAAAACUUCAGUUACUUUCCGAAAGUUGCUGAUAUGGCAGGUUGCGCUCUCCAACUUGCCAGUCGUCCUUGCCCCCUUUGCUACGUUUACAAUUUACGCGAUAAUAUCUGUUGUGCGACACGAUGGGACAAUCCUCUCAGCCCAAGCAUUCACAUCCCUCGCUUUGAUUUCUCUUCUCACGAACCCCCUGCUCAUAUUUUGUCAAGCCAUGCCUGCACUCUGGCAGGCUGUCGCUUGCUUUGACCGGAUUGGAGCAUAUUGUGCGGAGGGUACCACUUUAUCUGAAAAAUGCGAUGACGAGGUUCAGCCAUUGCCGACAUCUGAAAAAGUCCGUCCAUUCUUGAUCUCAUUCCAGAAUGCAGACAUAGCAUGGUCCUCAGAAAAAGAGUCCAUGCUCUGCAAUCUGAAUGUUAAUAUUUAUCCGGGCAUCACGAUGAUAGUAGGUCCUGUUGGAUGCGGGAAGUCAACUCUGAUUGAGAGCAUCCUCCACCAGCACAUGGUUAAAAAUGGUUCCCGAACAAGAUCAUUCUCAAGAGCGGCCUAUUGCCCACAGACACCAUGGAUUAGGAACGUCACCAUCCAGAACAACAUCGUUGGAUUCCUGGAAUUUGACAAAACAUGGUAUGAUACCACAUGCACCAUGUGUGGCCUGCAAGAGGACCUCGACGCCCUUGCAGAAGGUGACAUGCAUCUGGCUGGAAGCGGCGGCAUCUCACUUAGUGGAGGCCAAAAGCAGCGAAUUGCGCUCGCCCGAGCAGUCUACUCUAGGCUUGACGUUGUCAUUCUGGAUAAUGUGCUCAGCGGGCUAGACUCGACGAGUAUUGCUCUUAUCACGAACCGGCUUUUCGGCAAAGACGGCCACUUUAAAAAACUGGGGAUAUCAGUUAUUCUCGCCAUGAGUACCUGGCCAGUGCUAAGAGAACAUAUAGAUCAGUUGCUUCCUCAUGCGGAUCAAAUCCUGAUGAUGGACGAGGGAAAGAUUACAGCAUCGGGGUCAUACAAUGAGAUGCUAUCCAAAGAGCCAAAAAUUGGCUUAGAGGUUCAGAAGUCAACAUCGGAUCCUCUUGAAAUGGUGGAAAGGCCAAAUUCUGGUCUCACCGUUGUCGAAAAAAGAGAUCACACCAGCAUUGCUGUGGAAACAGCCGACGAUAAAAAGACCAUCCGUGUUAAACCUCAAGGAAAUUGGCCCGUAUACACAUACUACUUUCGGAGUGCAGGAUACAGCAUUUUGGUCUCGUUUUUGGCAUUCUCUGUUAUUGAGUCUUUCUGUUCCAACUUUCAAACAUUGUGGAUUCAAUGGUGGGUUGAGGCAAAUGAAGAGCAACCAAAUAAGCAGCUGGGCAUGUAUCUUGGUAUUUACGGUCUGAUAUUUGGAUUGACAUUUUUGAGUCUUGUCGCUGGCUGCUGGUUGCUCUUCGUUCGAGCCCUUAACAAUACUUCGCUGAACUUGCACUCUGAUCUUUUUAAAACAGCCUUUAGGGCAUCGAUCAGCUUCUACCAAGGUGCAGACACCGGUUCAAUAACGAAUAGAUUCAGUCAAGAUUUGGAACUUAUUGAUAUGAUGCUACCGAUAUAUGCCAUCAAUUUCGUGAAUAGUUCCGUCGAGGUUUUCAUCAACAUUCUUAUUGUCUGCGCCAUGGGUAAAUACCUGGCAGUCUCAAUCCCAUUUUUAGGGGUGGUGCUAUUCUUCAUUCAGUCAUAUUACCUACAAACGUCCCGACAGGUCCGAUUGCUAGAUAUCGAGGCUAAGGCGCCUCUCUUCACACACUUUCUCGAGACAAUCCACGGCAUAUCAAGUAUUAAAGCCUUUAACUGGGGGCCCCAGAUGCAAGAGAAAAGCCACUCCCUACUAAACCGAUCGCAGCGACCAGUCUACAUGCUUUACAGUAUUCAGCAAUGGCUGAUUCUGGUUUUGGAUUUGGUUGUAGGGGCCAUCGCAGUCAUUUUGAUUGCCAUGAUCACAUCCCUGAGAGACCAAUUCAAUGCAGCAUCCAUUGGAGUUGCACUCAACCUUCUACUGACACUAAAUCAAACCUUGGCCAAUGCUCUCAAGAUGUGGACCAUGACUGAAAUCUCUAUCGGGGCUGUCUCGCGCGUACAACGAUUCAUAGAAGAUACUCCCUCGGAAGAAUGCCGCGUGGUACCCCCGAUUUCCCCUCAAUUACCGCAUCACUGGCCUUGCGGUGGUGCGGUGGAGUUCACAGACGUGACAGCUGGAUACGACCAUUCAACCACUCUGGUCCUCAAGGGUCUUACGAUAACCAUCAAGCCGGGUGAGAAAAUUGCCGUUUGCGGACCAUCCGGGAGUGGCAAGACAUCAUUUAUCAUGGCGAUACUCCAGAUGCUUGAUAUUCAGUCCGGACGCAUCAGUAUAGACGGCGAGGACCUUGCCGAGAUUGCGAGAAACACAAUCCGCUCACGCAUCAACGUUGUCCCCCAAGACCCAUUUUUCAUGCCAGGGACCCUCCGGUUCAACCUUGAUCCUCACCAGUGCGCGAUCGAUGCAGAACUGGUCCGUGCCGUCGAGAAGGUGGGCCUCUGGGAUCAAGUCCACGCCAAAGGGGGGAGGCAAUUGCUUGCCUUGUCUCGGGCCCUUGUGAGGAAGAGUGCCCUGUUGAUCUUGGACGAGGCCACAAGCAGCGUCGAUUGGGAAACGGAGGCGAUUAUGCAGGAUAUUAUCGAGAAGGAAUUUCCCGAGCAAACUAUUAUCGCAGUGGUGCACCGGUUUCGUUAUAUUAAUUGGUUCGACCGGGUUAUGUUGCUCAAACACGGGGAACUUGUGGAGUGCAAUAGUGCCGAAGCUCUGCUGCAGAGGGAUUCGGACUUGCGAAAGCUAUAUUUGGAUUUCCAGCAGCCGUCCACUAGUGGAGAUCUCUAG
Penicillium mononematosum is the source of this 3297-nucleotide messenger RNA. Its product is annotated as ABC transporter transmembrane domain type 1. The transcript has 13 exons. The record is from RefSeq and is a predicted model, not a curated record. Lineage: Eukaryota; Fungi; Ascomycota; Eurotiomycetes; Eurotiales; Aspergillaceae. Gene Ontology annotation, cellular component: membrane. Gene Ontology annotation, molecular function: ATP hydrolysis activity; ATP binding; ABC-type transporter activity. Bases 1 to 3297 code for a protein of 1098 amino acids. Gene Ontology annotation, biological process: transmembrane transport.